AUGCACCACCUUAAGCUCGUGCACAACAUGAGGGCGCAGAGUGACCCGUGGUUUGCGGAAUAUCUACUGCGCAUUGGUGGUGACACGAAGGAGGUUAACGGAGAUGGUGAUGUAUGUCUUCCUGACGAUAUAUGUGUCCCAUACUUUGGGGAUUCUGAGAAAGAUCUUGACAUGUUGAUUGAAUGCAUCUUUCCAAACCUCAAUGCAAACAUGACAAGCAAGGACUACAUCACCUCCAGAGCGAUUCUAUCUACACGUAAUGAUUGGGUGGACAAUAUUAAUAUCAAGAUGAUCGGCAUGUUCCAGGGUGGGGAGAUGGUGUACCAUAGUUUCGACUCCGCGAUUGAUGAUCCGCAUAACUACUAUCCAUCAGAGUUCCUUAACACAUUGACUCCCAACGGGCUUCCUCCACAUUUGCUAAAGCUCAAGAUCAGCUGCCCGGUCAUAUUGCUUAGGAAUAUCGACCCUGCGAAUGGAUUGUGCAAUGGUACAAGGUUGGUGGUUCGAGGCUUCCAAAAAAAUUCAAUCGAUGCUGAAAUUGUGCUAGGACAACAUGCCGGAAAGAGGGUUUUCCUUCCUUGA
Molecule: messenger RNA, 582 nt
Organism: Setaria italica (foxtail millet)
Lineage: Eukaryota; Viridiplantae; Streptophyta; Magnoliopsida; Poales; Poaceae
Exons: 1
Coding region: 1-582 (193 amino acids)
Source: RefSeq, a predicted model, not a curated record